AUGCACAGCCUCUGCUCAGCGUUAUAUUUAGGAGAAGGAAACAAAGAAAACGGUGUGUGUUGCGGGGUCUUUGUCUCGCCGUCCUAGUAUUUUAAAUUGUGUACGUCUGUGUGCUUAGAGAUACUCUAAAUGGAGAAGGAAGAGAUGUCGUACUGGGGGAACUCCAGCGAGCAGAUUCUGGUGGAGCACUUCCCCAUGCACCGAGCGUGUCGAGACGGUAACGUGUGCUUGCUGAGUUCCCUUCUGGAAGCCGGUGUUUUUUCCCCGUACGAAGAAGACCAGUUUUACGGCUGGACUCCCGCUCACUGGGCUGCAUACUUCGGCAAGUUGGAAUGUUUGCGCCAGUUGAUCAUGUCCGGUGUGAACAAGGAUGUCACUACACAGAGGUUCUGUCAGACACCAGCACACAUCGCUGCCUUCGGGGGUCAUCCCCACUGCCUGCUCUGGCUCCUGCAGGCUGGUGCUAACAUCAAUGCUCAGGACUAUCUGGGUGAAACACCUAUCCAUAAAGCAGCAAGAACUGGAAGUACAGAAUGCGCAGGUCUGCUACUAGCACAUGGUGCAAAAUCAAGUCUAUGUAACAACAACGGCAUGAGCCCAGCUGACCUGGCCAGGAAUCAGGGGUUCCACGAGUGUUCCCAGGCCCUGCUGCAGGCUCAGGCACAGCUCCAGUCCCAGCAGAACGGCUUCCAGCACACCAACGGCGUCCACGUAAACAGGCUGAGCAGAAAACGUGGUCUGGACGCAGAAUGUGAGGUUGAGGGAAGCAAACGAACCAGGAGUGAUGAUUCCUCAAGGCUGAUGGUUGGAGGACAUGUUAACGGGGUUUCCAUGGAGACUAACAUGGAGGAGAUGGGAAGUUCAGAUGAACAUGAAGAGUGUGUCUAUGUACAACAGGGCUAUGACAGCGCUAUGUUCGAGGCAAUGUUACAGUUUCAUGGCACGUAGGACAGUGGAUUUAGCAGUAUCCCUUGUGUCUAUGUCCUGGGUAUGUGUACGUUUGUAUGUGUUGUAUUGUCAAGAUCCCAACAUCAAGUAUAUAAUUCCUGCAAGUACCAAUUUUUUUGGUACAAUUCUUACAGAGAAUAGUAUUUUGUUAACUGUGAUUUUGUAUUUCUGGAUCAAAUUGGAUCCUGAUUUUAGAAUUGUCACUUCCUAUUCAAGAAAAGCAAAACUUGCCAAUAUCACCUCCAUAUGCAGGUUAGUGCAUGAAUUAAUCCAUGCAUUUACAUUGAAUGUACAUUGUUGUUUCUUAAAAUUCUUGUGCUAUGGUGAAAGUGCAGUACCAUAGUAUUUGUUACCACCAAAGAAUUAGAUGGUCUUGCACCGAUUUCUGGUUAGAUCCAUACUUUAUAAAAUCAACUUUUCUAGAAGUUGUUACAUGUCUAGUGCAUGCCACGUGCUCGUGUUUAUAUGUGCUGUAAAAUAUUUCAAGCCCCAGUACUCAUAAAUUGUAUUUUAUAUACAUAUACAUGCUGUUUAGAGUUGAUUCAUGUUGUCACGGGAAAAUCAUAUUUUCUUUAGUAGAGGACUUUUAUAUAGUAUCUAUUUUCCUAGUGUACUAUUUUCUACUUAAUGAUAUGUCUAUUUUUUAUUAGUAUGUACCACUGGUCUGGUUUUUUAAGUGUAGAGAGUGCUUUCUUACUACAACAUUCCAAUACUUGUGCUAUUAGAUUUGUCUUCUCAGUAUUCAUAGGUUUUAUAGUUGUUUUUACAUGUUCAUGUGUUUACAUGUAAGUAGAGAGGUAUCUUGAUACUGAUAGCGUUUAUUUUUUUUACAUGCAUAUGUAUAUGGCAAAGAUGGUAAUUAUUACCUGAAUCAGCAUUAUUUUGGCAAAGUUGCCCAUGCAACCUAUGACCACUCUGUGUGUUGCACUGUUGUUGAUUUCUGUGUAACUUAGUGAAAUUUAUAUUGUCUCCUCAAAGAUAUGGAUAAACUCUGGUGAUUGCCAA
Messenger RNA from Branchiostoma floridae (Florida lancelet), 1953 nucleotides. RefSeq names its product ankyrin repeat domain-containing protein 10-like. The transcript is spliced from 5 exons. The record is from RefSeq and is a predicted model, not a curated record. Gene Ontology annotation, molecular function: protein binding. Lineage: Eukaryota; Metazoa; Chordata; Leptocardii; Amphioxiformes; Branchiostomatidae. Bases 130 to 948 code for a protein of 272 amino acids.